CCCCCUCCCCUCCCCCUCCGGAUCCGCAUUCAUUCAUUCAUUUUCGUCCUGGUCGCCGGUUCCUUCACUCUCGCUAACGCCGAUGAUAGUUGUCUUGUGAGAUUUGAGUUUACUGGAGUCAUGGAGAAUGACGUUAUUGAUGCGCUGCAAGAUGUUGGAUACGAAGGACCCAUUUUGGAAGAAGGAGGCUUGGAGAACGCGUUGGAGCUUUCUACUAAGUCAAACGAGUUUCGUAAAGUGGUAGUUUGGCUGGCAGCAGAGUUAAAGGCUCUGUGCAAGUUGGACGAGGAAGUAAAUGAUGUAGCUUCUUCCGAGGAUGCUGCUUCAUUUCUCUUGGAACUUAGUAGUUUUCUUAAAGAAAUUGGUUGUCAAUACAAAUUUCUUACUGAGGGGCAUAUUUCUGAAAGACUUCAAACAAAGAGAAAUGUCCUCCUCUUACUGCACUAUCUAGUGACUGAACUGCAAUCUGCACGUAUGGUUGCUUUCAAGCGCCCUGCAGUUGCACCUUUUAUGGAAAUUAAACUUCAAGAAACAACAACAGCCAGUGAAUUGAAAAGUAUGCUAAUAGCUCUCAAAUUCCCUAAGCCUCCAGACAACAUACAACCAGCGCAGCUGUUCGUGAAAGUUGAGCAAAGACUCAAAGAAGUUGCAUCCAGAGCUCCAGCAGAUCUUUUAAGUCAACCUUUGUUCAAAGGUGUUUUGACAGAUAAACAGUGGCAUAAUCUUGCCAAUGUACAGAAAGACCUGCAUGAGGAGUACAGGAUGCGUCGAGAAAUGUUAAUCAAACGACUAGAUGUAACCAUACAAUCGUUCCAGUGGUCAGAUCGUGUAAAGCAUAAAGGAGAACAAAUUGCUCAGGCAAUGGUUGCAAAACGGAAAACCAUGUCAGCUGAACCAAAUGUUGAACUAUCUGAUUUACUAGCAGCCCGUGUUGAUCUUGCUAUCAUUGAGAAAACUAGCAGUGCCUCGGUGCGCAAGAACACUCAAACACAACUGAACAAAGUUAUCAUCGGCCAGGUUCCUGAUAGAGGAGGUCGCACCACUGAUCAGGCUGCCCCUCCUCCUGAAAUGCCAAGCUGGCAAAAAGACCGCAAUCCAGGUGGAGGAGGAAGAGGUGGAGGUGGAGGCCGGGGCGGCGGCCGAGGUGGACGAGGCGGCCAUGGCGGAGGGGACAGAAAUCGGGUUCAAGGUGGAUGGAAUCAAGGAAGCAAUGACAGAGGGCAAGGUGGAUGGAACCAAGGAGGUAACAAUAGAGGGGGUGGCCACAACCAUGGAGGCAACGACAGGGGCCAAGGAGGCUACCACCAUGGAGGCAACCACCAUGGAGGCAACGACAGAGCACAAGGUGGUGGCUGGAACAGGGGGAACCAGGGAAGUCAUGACAGAGACAGAGACAGAGGUCAUGGAGGGGGCUGGAACCAAGGAAAUAGAGGCGGCGGUGGAUACAGAGAUCAAGGUGGAAGAGGCGGUGGAAGAGGUGGUGGCAGAAGGGAUGAUAAUUACCGGUAAUUGUUGUGAUAUAAAUUACACUUUUUGUUACCAAAUUGCUUCUUUGUUGGAAGACUGUUGCUCACUUAUGGCAUGUUUUUGUGUGUAUGUGUGUUAUAACUCAUCCUGUAAAAAGUAUACUUUAUUACCUUUUCUUAAUAGUCAGAUGUUAAAAGUUGCACACUGUCUGUUGAUGUUAUUGAAAAUAAGCUGAUGAGCAAAACCUAACAUUAAAAUCAAAUGAUUAAAGCAA
This is a messenger RNA of Thrips palmi, 1741 nucleotides long. RefSeq names its product protein FAM98A. The transcript is spliced from 8 exons. The coding region runs from base 121 to 1509 and encodes 462 amino acids. The record is from RefSeq and is a predicted model, not a curated record. Gene Ontology annotation, cellular component: tRNA-splicing ligase complex. Lineage: Eukaryota; Metazoa; Arthropoda; Insecta; Thysanoptera; Thripidae.